Triticum turgidum subsp. durum (durum wheat) is the source of this 792-nucleotide messenger RNA. Lineage: Eukaryota; Viridiplantae; Streptophyta; Magnoliopsida; Poales; Poaceae. The record is from the annotation of a GenBank genome assembly.
AUGAAGGCUUCCGUGCUGCUGACGGCCACCGUCCUCUUGCUGGCCAUGGCUGUUCAUGGCAAAGGCGACGGCGGGUGCAUCCGGCGGGCGGCCGCCACCAUCGCUCCCCAGCCCCCGAAGCUGGAUGUAGUCCUGAGCAAGCACGUGAGGGUACUGGUGACGAGGCCCAGUGUGUCGAGGAGCCGAAAGGAGAAGGAGGAGACGGAGGAGGUGCUGGUCGUGGAGAUGGGCUUCGGACCCGACGUCCACCAGAUAUCCUUCCUCCACGUGUGGCUGAACUUGCGCGAGGGCGAAGAGAAAACGCUAUUCGAAAAUGCACCGGUUGAGCCAAGGUACGCGGGCCAUUACGUGGUGCACAGAGAGGACAUCGUCGCCGGGCAAGACAAGGCGGCGCGCAAGUUCCCCAUCGGCGGCAACCUGGAAGCCAUUGGAGCCGACGGCAACAGGACGGUCAUGGUGUCGAUCGCUCCUUAUGUUUCCGCUGGGAAGAAAGGGCCUUAUUGGUACGAGCGGCAGACGUUAUUUGUCCGUGCUGUCUACAUUGUAUACGAGCCUAAGCAGCAUGUUACCCACCGCGAUGGUGGAGAGGGUACAUGGGUGCUCGUCGGUGAUGGACAUGAGGCGCGGAUCAGAGGGCUGGCAGAAGGUGGUGGCGUACUGGUGGAGGAUGUGGCUCGGGAAGGACAGGCAGUGUGUGCUGAAGAAUGGCUGCGGAGACUGCCUAGGACCCUGGACAAGACCCCUCCCGACCACCUUGUACAAGACCCUGAGGCUGAAGCUGACGAGGCCUAA